Messenger RNA from Chenopodium quinoa (quinoa), 1386 nucleotides. Its product is annotated as F-box protein CPR30-like. Lineage: Eukaryota; Viridiplantae; Streptophyta; Magnoliopsida; Caryophyllales; Amaranthaceae. The record is from RefSeq and is a predicted model, not a curated record. Bases 1 to 1386 code for a protein of 461 amino acids. Gene Ontology annotation, molecular function: protein binding. The transcript has a single exon.
AUGGCAUAUUACAGAGACAUUCCUGUGGAGGUAACUACAGAAAUUUUGUCGCGAAUGCCUGUAAAAUCUCUCCAUCGAUUCAAAUGUGUAUGCAAGUCAUGGAAAAACCUCAUCGAAAGCCAUGAUUUCUGCAAGCAUCAUCUUUUUAGAUCCCUCAAAAUCAACUCUACUAAUUUCUCCCUCAUCUUAACAACUUGGCAUACCACCCUCCACAUCAAUGACACACUUACUCUCUUCCCUUUCCUCAACCGCGCUUACCUUGACUGUAAUGACAUCGACAACCUCGAUAUCAACAGACUUAUUUUGCCUCCCUCGUUUCAACCAUCACCAGAUAAAAUUAGUAGAGGCAACUAUGGUUUCCCUUGUAAACCUCGUCCCAAAAAGGUGACCUAUGGGAGGAUUGAUAUUGCCGGCUCUUGCCAUGGGUUGGUUUUGGUUUUAUGUGGGACGCACCACGCUGCUGUCUGCAACCCGUCUAUUAACGACCUAAAACAUUCCAGCUUUUGGAAGAUCUUACCCACCAUAAAUUUUAAUUCCUCUAAACACAACACUCAUGAUUCAACCUACGUGCUGAACUUAGAUGAUCAACCUCUCCAAAGAGAUGUAGUAAGAACAUUUCAAUUCAUGAUUUUCGGAUUUGGUUAUGAUAUUUACAGCCACUGUUACAAGGUAGUAUGCUUUACACCAGGAAAUGCUCUUAUUUACAAUUUGUCUAAAGGUAACCCUUCAUGGAGGAUGAUUGAUUUACCUGAGUUGGAGCUUGCAAGUGAAUUUGAACAGGACAUCAAUGAUUAUAAGCUAUAUAUCCAGCCACAUAACCAUGGUGUCGUGGUAAACAACCACUUACACUGGAAUAUCACCGAGUAUGAUCCACAAAUCUUUGAGUACUCGAAGGAAACAAUACUUACCUUCAAUCUUCAUAACGAAGUAUGGGGUACAAUGCCAGUGCCAGAGCCAGAGGAAUUAUAUCAGGGGUACUUUAUGAAAGGGUUUAUAGUAAAACCCUACAUCUUAGAGCUUGGAGUGUUAAAUGGAUGUUUAUGCCUCUUGAUGUCUCGAGGCAUUAGCUCUACACAUCUCGGGUUAUGGAUCAUGAAGGAGUACGGAGUGGAGGAGUCAUGGACAAAGGUGUGCAAUGUACCUAACGGAAGUGGAAUUCCUGUGGCUUAUCGCGUAGAAACACAGGAGUAUCUGUUGCCGGGAGCUCAGUAUGGUUUAGGUUGGUAUAAUCCGAAAUCAAAGAGGAUAAACAAGGUUGGACUUCAUGGAUGUGGGUGUACAGGAGGUCAUCACUAUUCUACUAGAGUAAAGAUAUGCAUUGAAAGUUUUGCUACACCUCGCAUGUUUCUCACAGAAACAAGCGAGAAAAUCUAUCAGUUAGUUUAA